AUGGUGAAGAGACUGAAGAGCCAGAUGCCAGCGCAGUGUCUCCUUCUCACCCUGCUGGCACUCUUACUGGCAGAAGGUCAUGGCUUUCAGUUGCAGAGUAGACAGGUAAUGAACAUGACCAGGGAGGUAGAGCAAACCCUCUCAACGUGGGCGUGUACUUACCUGAAGGUGGCAAAGGGCAAGGAUUGUGUGUUGAGCGCAAGCCUGCAGAAUGUUAUUGAUACGAUCAAUUCAAAUGGUGGAUCCACAACUUCGACUCUGAGCCUGCCUGAUCGCGUUCAGAAGUUUUCGAUUCAGGCGUACGCAUCUGUUCUUGGAGACAUUGUGACUUCACUCAGAAACAUCUCCAGCAUCGUCAAGUCCUUGAUCGAAAACAGCUUAACAAGUCAGAACAGCACUUGCGCGUUUGACAAUUCCUCGAUUCUCGUCAACUUCCCGCCAAGUGCAGAGAGUGUACAGUCACGACCACAACUACAAAGCUGCCUCCUGUACUCGAGCCUAUCGAAAUAUUUCCGAACGAUCAAAGCUCCUUACAUACAAGCUGUGACGUUUGUGUCUUCUAUCGGGGAGACGAUCUCAACUGUUCAAAGGACGGAUCCUCGGUAUUCCACUUUCCAAGAGCAGGACGGAAGAGGUUUCCAAUGGUUCGCAAGCGCUGCCUCGAUCAGCAAAGACGUCGUGGUUGUGAUUGACGUGUCUUCCUUCCUGUCCGUCUCAAUACCACGUGCUUCGGAGAUGAUCGUGGGAGUGGUGGAUGCCGUGUUGAGCCUUGUCUCCCCGGAUGACUCCUUGCAGCUCAUCGUGUCGGGCAAGUUGAGCCCCUGUGUGUCGAACAGCCUGUUGAUACCUGCAACCCGAGCGAACCGAGACAUCUUGAUGUCGUUUCUGAAGCAAGUGGUCGUUAAGGAGCUGCAGUUGCAAACUCACCUGUUGGAGUUGUCGAUCACUCAGGCUUGGGACCUGUUUCGCAACAGUGCAGCUCAAGGCUACUCGCGCAACUGCUCCAGAAUGCUUUUCCUCAUCACGGACGGGCUCGUUACGACAACCGAAGCGACGAAGACCUUGAAUGAUAUCGAGCCGUACCAGAAGCAGCUCUUUGCACAGGUCUUCACUAUCUCCUUGGGCUCGACCACUUGCAAUUUCUGUUCAACUCUGGCUUGCAAGUACCAAGGGCUCUACGUUCAGGUCGAAGCGUAUGGGAACUUCUCAGCUCUGCGAAGCCAGCUGAAUCCUGUGAUGGAUAUGAUGUCUCUGCUUCUCAAGUUCGACGAGCAGCACAAGGGCUCUAUGUUGCCCAACUGCAGCUCUCAGCAAUGUGUCUACACCAUGUCGGCUCCUAUAGUCACCGCAGACAAGAGUGGUCAUGCAGACUUCCAAGGUGUCGUUGCGAUCGAUUUCAACUUUGACUACAUCGUGGCCAAGUUGUCCGAUCUUGCAGAGACUUCCGACGAGGACUAUCACCUGGGUGUCUUCAUGAGGGACAAGCCGUUCAAACUUUUCUUUCAUCCCCUCGUGGUGCAGCUUGCUGAAGCAGGGGUCUACCUCCCACUGGAUGCAAACAGAGUGGAAGGCGACUCCUCAGCGUCUUCCUUCUCCCUCUUUGAGAGGGCAGCGACUGUGACGCAAGGAUGUGCGGUAGUGAGGGUAGAUCGCACUCCCCUCACCUUGCUCAAGUGGCUCACGGUCAACAAGAAGAAACUCGUCUACUACACUACGGAGGUGAAUGUCUCCGUCGCCUUCUGCUGGCAGAGAGUCCCGGGCACCAGCUUCGUGUCCUACAUCCUGGCUGACCUUCAGAGCUCGGCUACUGUUGACAAGUUCGACUUCUCCUUCAACAACAUGACUGCCCCCUACGCUGCAUGGUCGAAGCUCCAAGUCCCAGCAGCCGCGAUGCUUUAUCACGCAACGUUUGCCGACCCGUCAGCCCUGGUUCAGCUGGGAGUUUCUAUGGUGCAGGAGCAGGAGAAGACUUUCUCCACUGGGGCGUUUUCGGUGAAGCUCGCAGCCUCGUCGUUCCUCAACGCCUUCAAGUAUCUGGCGCAGAGUGAGAGCGCGGAGCAGGUCGCGAGCAUCAACCAAUGGAUCAACCGCUCCCUGCAGGAUCCUCUCGUCUACCUUGGUGGGGUGCAAGGCAGCAAUGUUGUUGGAGAUGGGAUGACGUUCGAAGCCAUGAGGGAUGUCUCGCUCGCGCGAGUGUUGGCGUCCGAGCUCAAGGUGACCUCGUGGAACCAAGACGGGGGAGGGAAGAAGUCAGCCGUCAUCGCCUUCCGGUCUGGAGUGUACGGGGUCUGGCCAGGUCGAUACAUCCCCAAGGAUUACUCAGCAGCGGACGAGAUGUGGUUUGCUCAGUCUGUCAUGUCUGACGGGAGCUUGACGGUCUCGAGGCCGCACACCUGUGCAGGAGGGUGCUGGGGAGGGGCCCUGCUGGAGACCGUGAUCUCUGUGCCGAUUCUCCUUUCUCCCUCAACGUCUGGCCAGUCGGGGCUGCGAGAUGAGCCAGCGGGGCUGGUGGGGAUGUCGCUCGGGCUGUCCGACCUGUCUUCGUCCAUCCGACAAGCUCUCUCUCGAGCUGUGACGCAGCCGGUUCCGUUCGACUUCUUCCUGACAGAUGAUCAGGGGUACUUCAUCACCCACAGCUCCCCCUCCUGGCUAGAGGAGAUCGCUGCGCAGACCCCGUCGUCUCGCGCGCAGACAGAGCUGUUCUUCGGGGACUACUACGGGGAGAUGGCGGAGAAGCUUUUCCUCGCUGGUUUUCUCGUGAAUCGGAGGAUCUCCGAGACUGCUGAGAUGUUUGUGGGCUCCUUCUACACGUUCAACUCCAGCUUGCUGUCAAGCAGAGGGGGGGUCCUCUCCGGCCUCUUGACUCAGAUCUACCCAGCUGAGUUCCACGUAGGCCAGGUGCUGGGCACCAACCUCUUUCUGUUUGUCAUCACUGCAGCUCGCAGCGACUCGUCCGUCCAGAGCUUCGACCCCUUCUCCCUGUCCUACUGCGGAAUGCUUUCCUCCUCUUGCCCCAGCAUCGGGAGCCCUUGGAUCAACCAGCGGGAGGGUCAGCUCUACUGCAACCACACCGUCCUCCCUCCCUUUCCUGUCGUCGGGUUCUGCCCCGUCAAUCCGCUCGCCAUCGGGGAGGAGCUGACGGGAGCAAACGUCUCUCUGAAGGUGGGGCAAGGCGUCUCCUCCCUUCAGAAGAAGUGGCUGGUCUGCUCCACCUGGGCCCAGCGGCAUGUUGGCCUCUUGGCUGGGGUUUCGCUCCUCGCCGUCGUCAUCGUUGCCGUCAGCAUCGCGAUAGGGCUGAAGCUGCGGUCGCGCGAGAGGGAGAGGAGGAAGCACAUCCUCGGCUACAAGGAUGUCCACCAGCAGCCCAUCCUGGAAAUCUCCGACUGUGCAGAGGAGCUGAGCAAGGCUUGCAAGUCCGUGCUCUUCUGCUCCAACAGCUUCCUCGACUACAAGUACCUCGUUGAGCAGCUCGAGCAUGAGAUGGUGAACCUCCUCGUCUGGAAGAACCGAUGCAAGCUCCGCGAGCAGGCAGCUGAGCUUCAGCUGGUCCGCGAGAUGCUCCGCCAGCUCAAGAUUGACAUGCACAGCAUCCAUCUCAAGACCUCUCGGCUCGAGACCGCGUCCGCCGAGUUCGAGGAGGCGGAGCAGCGGUUUCCGCAGCAGGAGGCGCGGGCGAACCAGCUGAAGACGAAGUUGGACCAGCUGGUGAGGAGGGAGAUGGAGGAGACGGACCUGUCGCUCACCAACACUGAGAACUUCUACGCGUCUCACCACCCCGACAUCUUCGGCGAGCUCCAGGAGGGAGGGACUUCUGUAUCUGCCACCCCCAGGGCUCCAGGCUCUGAGGCCGGGCCCCAGCUGCUGCUCUCCUCGAGGAUGCUGGCCCCCACGGAGAUGCCGUUUCCAGCUCGCAACUCUGCUCGGAGGCAGGCGGACGCGAGCUGGGGGAGCGGGGAUGAGGAGGCGGAGGACAACGGAGUCGAGGACGGAGAGAAUGGGCUGCUGGUUACGCCGAGGCUGCCGCAUGCUCCAGCAGGGAGCACGGAGCAGCGGGUGGAGCACUUCAUGAAGCUGGCGGCCUACAGGUUCCGUGAGAGGAUGAGGAACGGAUCGGACAGGAGGAAGCAGUUCGACGCCAAGCUCCCUCCCCUGGUGGAGGUGGGGAUGGAGUCUACAGCCGAGGACCUGACGGAGGACGUGCAUGGCUCGAUCCAGGAGAGGAUCGCGAGUAUGCGGCGAGCUUACAAGCAGAUAAUGGUAGAGGACGGAAGCGCUGUCGGGCCGACGAUGAGCGAGCGGGGGAGACUACUGGAGCGACUUGAUGCGGAAGGAAACUUGACAGACAGAGACGUUUACGAUGACUCGAGGUUCGACGACACAGCCUUCGAUGCCCCCAGCACGAUGUUUGAAGACUUCACCAACCUGGGCACAGGCAUGAACGAGGAGGACAUCACACGCCCGGUCUCCGACUCAGGGUCGGAGAGGAGCGACGAGCCGCAGCAUGAGUCGAAGCUGCUCGAGGAGGACGAGGUCGAGAGAAGAGGCAAAGAAGAGCCGGAGAUGGACAGGGCAGCACCUAGUCCUCCGAUCCAUGGCGAGGUGGAGGAUGACGACGAGCAGGAGCAGGAGAAGACAGGGAACGACAACGCAAACGAGGAUGAAGAAGAUCGGAAAGAGGUUGACGUGGAUAAAGCGAAUGGAGAGACGAGGGGACGAUUAGCAGGAGCAGGAGCAGGAGCAGGAGCAGGAGCAGGAAGAUCAGGAGCAGCAGGAGCAGGGGCAGGGGCAGGGGAAGGGGAAGGGGCGGGGGCAGGGGCAGGCAGCGGGGAUGGCACAGCAGGAGGAGGUGAACGAGAAGGAGAUGAUGAAUGGAAUCGCGUUCCUAAUUCGAUUCUACGAGGGCUGAAGCUCGAGAUAGACGACGACUGA
Molecule: messenger RNA, 4929 nt
Organism: Guillardia theta CCMP2712
Lineage: Eukaryota; Cryptophyceae; Pyrenomonadales; Geminigeraceae
Exons: 7
Coding region: 1-4929 (1642 amino acids)
Cellular component (GO): voltage-gated calcium channel complex
Molecular function (GO): voltage-gated calcium channel activity
Source: RefSeq, a predicted model, not a curated record